Penicillium brasilianum is the source of this 279-nucleotide messenger RNA. The record is from the annotation of a GenBank genome assembly. Lineage: Eukaryota; Fungi; Ascomycota; Eurotiomycetes; Eurotiales; Aspergillaceae.
AUGAAAGCUCUCCAAUUUUUACUCCCCUUGCUCCCUUUAGCAUCCAGCUUUAGCCACCCCGGAUUGCUGGUCGCUGAAUCUGAUCUGACCCGGCUCCGAGGGAAGCUCUCAGCGCAGUUGGAUCCAUGGCAAGCUUGCUGGAAUAAGCUUGUCUCUACGUCCCCUGCAAACGUUCCUUACACCCCCCAGGCUGUGAGCUCUGUCGAUCGCGAUAACGAAGCCAACGCCGAUCUGCUAUGGCAAGAUGCCGCUGCAGCCUUCGUAUUAGCUCUUCGCUAG